AUGCGCCAGCAUCAGUCUCAUCAUCAACAGCAAGUUCAGCAUUCAACAAUCGAACAAAUACAUUCAUCUAUUUCUAAAAAUCUUCGACGUCCGUUAUCAACAUCACGAAUUGUCGAUUUACAACAACACCAAGAACAUUCACCUCAGGCAACGUUAACAUUAUCGAAUGAACAUCAAAAUGAAACAUUUCGUGGUAUAGAAUUAGAUAGUUCAAUAUUGAGUGUUUGUCAAGUUAAACGUCUACUACAAUUACUAGAUCAACCGAUAUUAAUUAAUAGUCACACUACUCUGCCAACAUUAACUGUAACACCAUCAUUAUUUCUGACACAAUUGCGUUUGGAAGCUAGACAGCAUGGUCUAUUUCUCAGAGAUCUUAGACUGAGUGGUGGUGCUGCAUCAUUUGUACUAGAUUCCACUGGUGAUCUUGCCUUUCGUGAUCUAGAUUUUUUGAUAUCUGUUCCGGAUGUUUCAUCGGAAGCAAGUUGGUCUAAUAUAAAACAAGCUGUUUUUUCUAGUCUACCAAAUCUUCAUUCUACAGCAUCCUUUACCCAUCACUAUCAACAAACUCAAUUAUCACUGCCAAAACGAACAUGUACAGAACUAAUCGAAGCUUAUACAGAUAAAAUGAUUCGAAUUUUGAAUAAUUAUGAUCGAUGGGGUCUAAUUAGUUUAAGAAAUACAGAUGGACGAAAUUUAGAAGUUAAAUUUGUUGAACGUAUGAAACGUCAGUAUCAAUUUAGCGUCGAUUCAUUUCAAAUUGUUUUGGAUCCAUUAUUAAAUUUUAUCGAUUCAAAUCAGAAACAAAGUACAAAACUUUUUAGUAAUAACAGUAUGAGUCAUAAAACAAAACAUCAUUUAAAAAACUUUCAUGAAGCUUUAACAACAUUAUCAAUGAUUGGACAAGCAACAUCUGUUUGCCCAACUAUUGUUGCCUUGUCAAAUUAUGGAAAUUUUCAUGUAGCCCUAAAUCAUUUACAUCAUCGUCUGAUUGCAGUUAAAGCACCAGAAGAAUUGAGAGGUGGUGGACUAUUGAAAUAUUGUGAUUUAGUUGCUAGAGGUUUUCAACCAGCUGAACCAACAUUAAUAUAUGAUUUGCAACGUUAUAUGUGUAGCCGAUUUUUUAUUGAUUUUCGUGAUUCAUCCACACAAGAACAAGUGCUAAGUAAAUAUGUUGGAAGUCAUUUUGGGACAGAUUAUUCUGUACGUUAUAGAUUUUUAUAUUGUCUAUACGAAGUGAUAUCAAACGAUUCGGUAUGGUUAAGUGGAUAUGAAAGAACAUGUUUUCUACAUGCUAUAUCGACCAUGGCCACAACAGCAAUGGCUAAAUCAUGUUUCGAUUAUCAUCAGCAACAUCACUCACUUAUUCCAUUCGCAACAUCUCAAACAGGUACCAUAAAGAUAAAGAAAAUUCCACAUUGUUGUAUGACGUUAAGCUGUUAA
This is a messenger RNA of Didymodactylos carnosus, 1440 nucleotides long. The record is from the annotation of a GenBank genome assembly. Lineage: Eukaryota; Metazoa; Rotifera; Eurotatoria; Philodinida; Philodinidae.